Molecule: messenger RNA, 1923 nt
Organism: Diabrotica balteata
Lineage: Eukaryota; Metazoa; Arthropoda; Insecta; Coleoptera; Chrysomelidae
Source: the annotation of a GenBank genome assembly
AUGUCCCCAAAACAAAGCAAGUUGUGGAGAUUUUUUGAUAAAUUGGAUGACAAUUUUGCAAAGUGUUUGCUAUGUGGGAAAAAAAUAAAAACCUCUGGAAAUACAACCAAUUUAAGAUGUCAUUUACUGUCAUUUACGAAGGCUAUGUCCGAUAUAACAGGAAAAGGAAAUACACAUAAUACCCAAAAGCUAGAAUCUUGUUAUUCUACUAGCAGCACUAGUGUAAGUGUCAAUACGGAAAGUGCUGAUAAUAAUUCAGAAAAAAAUGGUGGUAACGAUGAUUCGGCAGAGAAGAAAAGUUUUAAGGGCCAGCGUACAAUAAAUGAAACAUUUCGGGAUGCAAUUUCAUAUGCUGAAGGUGGCAAUAGAUAUACAAAAAUAUCAAACAGUAUUCUUUAUAUGAUAUGUAAAGACUAUCAACCAUUCUCUAUUGUUGAAGAUAAGGGAUUCAGACAAUUAUUUCAAACAUUAGCACCACAAUAUAAAAUACCAACAAGAAAAACACUCACAAAUUUACUGGAAAACCGAUAUAUUGCUGCAGCAGCACAUGUUAAAACAAAAAUAGAAAAUAUUGACAAUUACAGCCUAACUGCAGAUAUUUGGACAGAUACUUUAAAUAGCACAAGUUUCUUUGGCGUAACACUUCACUUUCAGGAAGACAUUAGAAUAAGUAGCCUUGCAUUAAAUGUUUGGGAACUUAGUGAAAGACACACCAGUGAGAAUAUUUCAAAGACAUUACAAACAAUUUGCAUGGAUUGGGGUAUUGUAAAAGAAAAACUAAGUGUAAUUGUUACAGAUGGUGCAGCAAACAUGGGUAAGGCAAUAGAAUUAUGUUUCGGGCGCACACGACAUUUACACUGUUUUGCUCAUCAAAUAAAUUUAAUUGCUGAAAAAGCUAUAGAAGAUACACCUAAUUUAGGUGAGUUAAUAAAAAAAAUGAAAACUGUAGUUACCUGGUUUAAACAAAGCAUAAUAGCCGCAGAUGAAUUAAGAGCAGCUCAGAAAUCAAAUACAGUUCAAUACAGUUUAAAACAAUCCGUGCCCACAAGAUGGAAUUCUGUAUAUUACAUGAUCAAAAGAUUUUUGGAGUUACGGGAAUAUGUUAAUAUUAUAAUAAAUAAUCAUACCACUGCACCACUCAUGUUAACAGCACGAGAACUCAGUGAUUUAUCAAAAAUUAAGUCACUAUUAGAACCACUGGAAGCUGUAACUACAGAAAUUUCUGGAGAGCAUUUUCCUACAGGAAGCACCAUUAUUCCAAUAGUGUACCAUUUAAUUAAAAAAACAGAAGAAAUUAAUGUGGAUGAUUCAGAUCUUGGAACAGUUUUUAAAGAAAAAUUAGUUCAGCAAAUAAAAAAAAGACUAGGGUCAGCUGAACAAGUAGCUGUACUAGCAAAAGCUACAGUCUUGGAUCCAAGAUUUAAAAAACUGUACUUUUCGAACCCCCUAAACUGUGCGAAGGCUGUAGAACAUAUACUUAUCGAUUUAAAAACUAUAAAUCCUACAGAAACUGAAACUACAAUCAAUGAGAAUUUAAACACUGCACAGUCGAAUACUUCAGAUAAAUUUAAUUUGUGGUCAAAUCAUCAAAGUAUAGUUGAAGAACAUUUAGCAUCAACUUCAACUGUUACAACUGAGACUGAAAGUUCAUCGGAAAUUAGUUUAUAUUUAAGAACUCCAGUGGUGCCAUUAAAUACCAAUCCUCUAGAAUGGUGGAAAAAUCAUAAAGAUAUGUACUCUAAUUUGUACAAAAUAACAAAACAAUAUUUAUGUGUUAUUGCUACUUCUGUACCUUCAGAACGCCUUUUCUCUAAAGCUUCACAAGUAUUAACCGAAAGGCGGAACAGAUUAAGUGGCAAUAAAUUGCAAAAAAUCCUAUUUCUAAGAUCUGUUGACGAAAAAAUUUUUUUCAGCAUCAACUAG